Molecule: messenger RNA, 1022 nt
Organism: Esox lucius (northern pike)
Lineage: Eukaryota; Metazoa; Chordata; Actinopteri; Esociformes; Esocidae
Product: glucagon-1-like
Exons: 6
Coding region: 110-628 (172 amino acids)
Biological process (GO): response to starvation
Cellular component (GO): extracellular region
Molecular function (GO): hormone activity; glucagon receptor binding
Source: RefSeq, a predicted model, not a curated record
GCCAGUCAGGUCACCAAGACACUACAGCAAGGACCCAGGACUGUAGAAGAACACUCGUUCUCACCUGAAAGUCUCUUACCUGCACGGGCAUCAACGCAAACAGGUCACAAUGUUUGGAAUCCGCUCUCUGGCUGCUCUCGUCCUCCUGGGUGUUAUUCAGAGCUGUUGGCAGAUCCCUCUGAAGCAGACUGGGGAUGACCAAAGGACAGAGAUAGAACACAUACUGUUGGAUCAGUCGAGGGAUGUGUCUAACGUGAAGAGACACUCAGAUGGAACCUUCUCAAAUGACUACAGUAAAUACCAGGAAGAUAUGAGGGCUAAGGACUUUGUUCAGUGGCUUUUGGACUCCAAGAGGAGUGGUGCUUCAACCAAACGUCACGCUGAGGGGACCUACACCAGUGAUGUGAGCGCCUACCUACAGGAUCAGGCAGCCAAGGACUUUGUGUCCUGGCUCAAAUCAGGACGGGCCAAACAACAAUCUGCAGAGGUGAGCAGAGGGAAUGUUCCAAUGAGCAGAAGGCACGUAGACGGUAGCUUCACCAGCGACGUGAGCAAGGUCCUAGACAGCAUGGCCGCCAAAGAGUACUUACUCUGGGUCAUGACCUCCAAGCCCUCAAGGAACCGAUAAAGUAACAAACGUCAAGAAGAUCAUUGAAAGAAGACAAACAUCCCUGAUCAAGACAAACGUAGAUAAUGCACUACAACUGAGAAGCCUUGACAAAAACUAAAAGCCAUACUAAAAAGCCAUAUUGCUUAACAUCAUUGUAACGUUAAUACAAUGUUGUUAAUUGUUAGAUUGUUUACCUUCUGUGAUAAAAAAAAAAUAUAUAUUGUAUUGUUCCUUGACUUUGUGGUGGACAUUCACCUGGUCAGUUGUCAAAUUAUGAAAAGAAAAAUAUUUUUCUAUUAAUUUACAUUAUUUUCUAUAUUUGUAAUAUUGAAAAAAAGUGAACAUGGUAACAACUCGGAUAAUGUGCAAAACUCUGGCAACUACUUUUUAUCCCGUAUCAAAACCUGCUCUG